GACACGCGAAACCAUGAAAAAAGUAUUUAAAACAAUUUUAUUAAUUUACCUAAACAUCAGUUCGACUAGUUUGAAAUUCGUACAAACAGCCAACAUAGAUGUUAAGAAACCCUGUGAGGACUUCCAUGAAUAUGUGUGCAGCUCAAACAGCGAAAAUGAUGUGGAAAUUUCACUGAAGUUGGAUUUUAAAUUGAAUAGGAAGCUGUUGGGUUACUUAAACAGGGUAAUAGAAAAACGAAAAUCAUCGUACAGUUAUUAUCGUGAGUUGGAUACAUAUUUUGAUAAAAUAAUUACUUACUUUGAGGCUUGCACCAUUAGAAUGCCUUACUUUGGUGACUACUUGUAUAAUUUCAAUAGUUUGAAGGUGAAUCAGAAUUCUGAUAUAUGGCAUUUGUUGGGUAUAAUACAGUCGUAUGGCUUAAAUAAUGUCAUAAUUAAUCAUCACACAACCCGGAAUACGGAUAACAGCUUAAAUAUGAUCCUAACACCGGUAGAUAUUGCCAAAGAUGAGCCUUUAGAUGUCGGCAACAAUAUGUUGCUGGACAUAUUAUAUGCGUUUGGCUAUGAAGAUGAAGAGGCUGUACAAAACUGGUUUACUACCAGUUCAAAAUGGCGAGACGUAGUAAAAAAAUAUAAAACUUCGUUUAACACAACACGAGAAUUUAAUUUAAAAACAUUUAAAUUGAACUAUCCAAAGCUGCAGUUGUAUCUAAAGAACUUACUGGAAACAGAGCUAGAUAAUCUAUCGGUUAUCACGGUGAAAAAUCUGGAUUAUUUUGAGUUUUUAAAUAAAUACGAAUGGACGGUUGAAGAGGAGAAAUAUUUAAUAAUUAUAUUUCUGUACUAUUUGUAUGGGGAUGCUACCAAAGGCUUUGAACCGCUCGAUUGUAUAAAAGAUUUAAGAAAUAAAUUCGAUUUAGGACUAAAUUAUAUAUACUAUCAUGACUUCUUCAAAAGGAGUUCAGUCCCCUACAAGUUAGCGCUUUCUGAUAUGUACAACAAAAUUACAGUUGUAAUGACUAAACAGUUUAAAGAGAAUCAUUUGAAUCUGUCUAACAAACAAAUAGAAUACCUGCUAAACAAAUUGCAGGCAGUUAAAAUAAAUAUUGGAAAUUUGCCAGAUAAUUUCAAUUUUACGCAAAUAAAUACAUUUUACCAGGAUAUACCCAAGUUGAGUAGCAGCAAUUAUUGCAAAAAUCAUUUAAUGUUAUUGAAACAUCGUUUUCGUAAAUCACUGGUCUAUACGCAAAACGAAACCUAUUCCCUGGGGACUGACAGUAAUACGGCUACUACUCCCAGCCUGCCCUUUUAUGUGCUUAACAAAAACAUGAUUGUCAUACCGGUGGCCAGUUUACAAUUCCCUUUGUACCACUAUCAGCUACCGCCUCUGGAACAGCUUUCGGUUUUUGGUUUCAUUAUGGCCCAUGAACUUACACAUGCCUUUGAUACAUGGGGCUUACAAUUUGACCAUCAAGGCUCCGAAUUGUUAACCCCGCCCGAUAUAUUAGAACAUGCUAAUUUCACGGCUUCAGUUAAGUGUAUGCGAGAGCAAGAGCCCACGAAAUACAUACAUGAACGUAUUGCUGAUCUCUUUGCCGUGCGUGUGGUGUACCGUACCUAUUUGGAAUAUUAUGCUGAGGGACGAGAGGAGGAUUGGAGCAAAAAAUUCUUUGAGAAUUUGGCACAAUUCUUUUGUGGCGAUAAUAAUCUACAAUUUAGUUAUCAUGACAGUGAUCCAGUGCGCUUGCGACAAAUUGUUAAGAAUUUUCCAGCAUUCGCCCGGACCUUUCAAUGUCCACAGGACAGUGCCAUGAAUUUGAAAAGUAAAUGUCGGCUAUAUUAAGUAAAGAAGGCAGCUGCAUCAGAACCUGAAAUUUGAAUGUACAUGACGAUUUUAUUUUAAACUUGAAAUAUAAUAAGUUUAGUUUAAGAAUAAAUUAUGCUAUUUUAAA
This is a messenger RNA of Calliphora vicina (urban bluebottle blowfly), 1952 nucleotides long. RefSeq names its product membrane metallo-endopeptidase-like 1. The transcript has a single exon. The coding region runs from base 14 to 1843 and encodes 609 amino acids. Gene Ontology annotation, biological process: proteolysis. NCBI's taxonomy places the organism in Eukaryota, Metazoa, Arthropoda, Insecta, Diptera, Calliphoridae. Gene Ontology annotation, cellular component: plasma membrane. Gene Ontology annotation, molecular function: metalloendopeptidase activity. The record is from RefSeq and is a predicted model, not a curated record.